CUCCCGGGCCGGCCCCUAGAUGUGUGCGACGGAUAUCAAAUUCGUCGGACCGACUUCCGGUCCUCCACACCCAGCUUCCGCUGCCUGCGGUGUGCUGCUAUUGCCCUUCCGGCAGGCCAUCAGCCUGCUGCCCGGCCUUCGGUUCCUUCCAACCGUUUUUAAAGGGCUGGGUGUUCUUCCGGAGAUGAGUUUGGUGAUUAAAAAUCUGCAGCGGGUGGUUGCCAUCAGAAGAGCGCCACUUCGCAGGAAGAUGGAUAUGGUCAGGAGUAUUUUAGGAGUGAAGAAAUUUGACCUGGGGAUCAUCUGUGUUGACAACGAGAAUAUUCAGCACAUUAAUAGGAUCUACAGGAAUAAAAAUGCCCCAACUGAUGUGCUUUCUUUCCCAUUUCAUGAGAACCUGAAAGCAGGUGAACUUCCGCAGCCACGUUCACCAGAUGAGUAUAAUUUGGGAGAUGUUUUCCUAGGAGUGGAAUAUAUCUUCCAGCAUUGCAAAGAAAAUGAGGAUUUCUACGACAUCCUGACGGUGACAGCCACCCAUGGACUCUGUCACCUUCUGGGUUUCACCCACAGCUCCGAGGCAGAGUGGCAAAAGCUUGUGUGCUGCUGUGAUCCAGAUGUACAACCAAGAGAAGCUGGUGCUGGAAGAACUGAGCCGCUACACCGGAGCCACACUCCAGCCCCUGACCAGGGACCUCUACUGAUGCCUCGAUGCUCUGAGGUAGAGAGCUGGAAGGACAGAGUCCUGUCCCUCCACACUGGAUCGCUGCUGGUUAUGCUGUCCUGUAGGACAUCAGCCCACACUAAAGCUUAAUUUCUGUGAAUGGAAAUUGGCUUCAGAAAGUACCAAAGAAGUAUGGCUGGCCCUCUGAGUAGAGGCUGUCUUACCAGUGUAAGCAGAACAGGCCAUUCUAAGUGAGGAAACAUGGAUGCCUUGUAUGCUUCUUUGGGUUUUUAACUGUAGAGUUUGAGUGGACUGCCCUGUCUCCCCGAGGCGGAAUGAAUAUGCCAGAAUACUGAAGUCAGUUCUUCCUAGAAGGAUGGACACCUGCAGACAAACAGACUUGAGAGGGCAAGGUUCCCACCCCAACUCUCAGGAACUCUAUUACCUGAACCUUGCUUGCUGCUCAUUGUGCCCUCACUUUUCUUAAGCCAUUGGCUGUAGACACCGGAAAUCCCACUGACCUACAGAUCUUGUCACCUGGGGCCAGAGAUUCAGGUACAUCUCCCAGUUCCCCUAUCUUUGUUGUUGUUUCUCCUUUUUCAAAUUAUAUUUUAUUUAUUUGAUGUAUGUGAGUAUGUGUGGUGCACCCAUUCCACAGCAUGCAUGUGGAGAUCAGAGUGCAAAACUGGGUGGAGAUGGUUCUCUUCUUCUAUUAUGUGGGUCCCAGGGAUUGAACUUCCGGUUGUCAGGCUAAAAGACAGGAAGGUAAAAGACAGGAAGGUCUUUUACCCUCUGAGCCAUCCCACUGACAUCCUGUAGGCCACUGUGGUCCCUGUCACUGGGGCUCUUCCCAUUGGCUCUUAGUGGCAUGAUAAUUCUGCUCAAGUCCUGGAACAUGGAAUCCUGAUCAACCUGAAGUCCAGCUGUAUUGGCAUACUGAAUGCCAAUGAAAGUGUACAUCACUUGUCUUCCCAGAAUGUAGCCAGUGAGCUUGGACCUAGAUAGGGUUUCCUGACCUCUCUGCUAUCUAUACUCCCAUAUACAGUUAUGGCAGACUGUUCCCUUCUUCACAGUCAUCUAACUGCUUUGUCAUCUUUGAAAAUGACUGCUUCUGUGUUGCUUGUUUUUCUAUUUCCCCUUUUCUUCUUGGUUUGGCAUUUCCGGUUUAGUUUGGUGGGUGUUUAUAAAAGGAACUUUUAUUUGCCUCUUUCAAUUGUUGGCUUGUAGGAGUAUUGCCUCACUCUGCUACCCUAGGCCUAGUCCUGGAAGCUUCUAGCCUCCAUACAACCUAACCUAGGCCUAGAAUGUUUUCAGCCUCUGCUUAAUAAGCUCACCCUUUCUUAUUCUUCACUGACUUCUGGACUGGCUGGUUCAACUCAGCUGUUCUGCCUUAAACUCCUCUCCCAGAUGGCUUAUUCAAUCUGGCUUCUCUCUUGGCAUUUGAAUUGUUCUUUUUGGUCUUAAACUAACUCCAGUUCUACUCUAAUCCCCUGGCUCCUUCUCAUUCUCUGGCUCAUUCAGUCUUCACACAAGUUCUUUAUGCAACUUGUCUAUUACUAUCUCAGUAAAACUGCCUCCUCUCUCUCUCUCUCUCUCUCUCAUUCUCUCAUUGCCCCUUAAGUAGCUUCCCUUUCUUCUCUCUUCUCGUGAGUUGGGUGUAUCCUAUUCUGUCUAUUCUCUCUGUCAGGUCACAUGUUCAAGCAUGGGUGCUUCCUUCUACAAACUAUCUUUACCUUCAUUGUUUGGGAUUAAAGGCAUGUACCACCACACCAGGACCUAAGCUUUUCUUUGCCUGAAACUUGCUCUAUACCAAGCUGGCCUUGAACUCAGAGAUCUGCUUGCCUCUGUCUCCUGUUUGCAUUCCAGCCAGAUCACACAGACCUAGAAAGUCUUUGGAUGUGAUCUCUUGCCAGAGCAGCCAUACUCCGAAUUAAAAUUCCUCUUUGGCUUCAUCUUGCAGUGCUGUCGAUGGAAUCCAGGGCCUUGUCAUGCUUGGCAAGUGCUCCACUACAUUCCCAGCUGGUUGCUCUGCUGCCCUAAAUCUGUGGUUUGGCCAGCAGCUAUAUGGAAGUCCAGCCACUAUUGUGGCUCCAAGCCUGUGGGGCAGGUUCUGUCCUGCUGUUCCGGGAGGCACAGCAAUCCUUUGUUAUUUUGUGUUUACUCCAGAUUCAGUCCCCUACCUGUGUGAAGGACCUAUGAUCCUGAUGAGACUUACAUGAUCUCUGUGGACUGGUUGCUGAUGUGAAGGCUCCAUCCAGCCCAUGUAUGGACCUGGUUGCUCUCUUCUCUGGGCCAUCUUUAAAAUCUCUGAUGGGGUGGGUGGGUACAGGUGUGCAUAGAAUGCCCUCAGUCCCCAUCACCACGCUUAAGAGGCAUAGCCACGUGAAACUUCUUCCCCCAGUCACUAGGGCCCCCUCAGCCCACUACAGGACCUGCUCAGAUUCUUCAGCCCUCCACACGUGAGCCUCGGAACAGCUGGAUUGAAAGGGACUAGGAAGACUGAAUGUGAGGGUGGGUGCGUGCGCACUCCCCCAUUGCUUCCAUAAGCCAGUGGUGCUCACAGAGCCAGGGUACUUGCAGGUGCUAACAUACUUCCUCCUGUUAACCCAGCAAUGCCAAGCCAUCCGAGACGGACAACAUCUGUCAAAUUUUACCCUCUAUCAAAUUAAUAACUAUAUGAGAGACAAACCAUGUUAGAAAUUACCAUGAAAACGGGAAAUUGUAUAAGGUCUUUAAUUGUUGCUUUUAACAAAACACCCUAGAACCACACCCUGGUGUGCACUGAAGGGUGGUUCUGUAGGAAGCAGAUGUCACCACCCUGGAGCUCCCUUGGAAGUGUGUUGCAUUGACUUGUUCAUCCAUGCGGACAUCACAUCACCGCCUUCACUGUGUGGGCGCCAGGUCAGUCCUGGACAGCCCACAUGGGGCUAACUGGCAACUGUGAGUCAUCUUGCCUCUGACCUGUAGGGUUCCAGCGAUUUUAAAAUGGGGACCAGCUUUUUGGUGAGAAACUUAGCAAAUGAAAAAACUUAAGCAAUUGAAAGCUGACUAGAAUACUUGAAGGUAACACCUGUAGAGACAGGUGGAAUUUAGCACUCCAGCAAGUCCCAACUACCAGGGCAGCAGAGGCAGGAGAAUUGCCGGCCUUAGCAACUCAGUGAGGUGCUAUCUCAAAGUGAUAAACAGGCCAUGAUGUCAGCGUAAUAGAAAAAGCACUUGGCUAGUGUGCUUGAAAGCCUGGGUUCUCAGAUGGGCUGGUGGACAUGCUUUUAAUCCCAGUCCAGGAUAGCCAAGGCUAUACAAGGAAACCCUGUCUCAAAAAAAAAAAAAAAAAAAAAAAAAAAAAAGCCUGGGUUUAAUAUAAUACCACAAAAUAAUAAAUCUUUAAAAAUAAAACAUUAAGCCAGUUGUGCCGAGCACUCACAGUGCUUGGGUGACAGAGACAGAAGAUCUCUUUGAGUGUGAGGCAAACCAGGUCUAUACAGUGAGUUUCAGGACAACCAUCACUGCAUAACAGACCUUGUCUCAAAAAACAAACAAACAAAAAACCAUUUAAACAACAAGGUUAGGCAGACGUUUAAUCUCAGCACCCAGAAAUCAGUGGCAGCUGGAGCUCCUUGAGUUCAAGGUCAGCCUGGUCUACGUGGCCAGCCAGGGCUACAGAGUAAGACCCUGUCUCAGACAGACAGAAAAGGACUCCCGGCCUGAUUGCACGUGUCUAAUCCUAGCAGCAGGCAAUCGAAAACAGAAGGGCUGUAAGCUUGUUGUCAGCCUGGGCUCAAAAACCAAGCAGCAACAAAACCAAAAGGGAAAUCAUCUUUGCCAAAACAACAACAAAAAAGACACCAGAAAGUAAAGGAAGCGUGUGCACAUACAUGAAAGAAAGCUGACAGGGCCGGGGUAUAGAUGGAACAGAGACAGUGGUCAUACACCCGUGGGAGCCAGGGUACAGUGUGUGUGUGUGUGUGUGUGUGUGUCUCCUGGAAAGAUGCUUAGUAAGCAGCAUGCACAUCCAUUUACUACACAGCCUGCAGGCGGCACGUGUGUGCACCUCACACCUGUUUUUGUUAUUGUUAGAUUUAAAAUUUUUAUAUGCAUGAGUGUUCUGCCUGCAUGUGUGAACGUGUACCAUGUGCAUGCCUGAUGCCCAUGGAUGCCCAUGGAAAUCAGAAGAGGCCAUUGAAUAUCCUGGAACUGGUCUCUGUGUAUAGGCAUGUGCAGCACAAGGAAAUAACAGAGCUUCACACAUGUUCAACGAACUGUCUGCCACUGAGCUGGCCACAGCCUCAAUUGACUUUUUUUUAUUAUUAUGUGUACAAUGUUCUGUCUGCAUGUACACCUGCACACCAGAAGAGGGCACCAGAUCUCAUUAUAGAUGGUUGUGGGCCACCAUGUGGUUGCUGGGGAUUGAACUCAGGAACUCUGGAAGAGCAGCCAGUGCUCUUAACCUCUGAGCCAUCUCUCCAGCCCUCAAUUUGACUCUUAUUCCAGCCUUCUAUAGGAAUGCUUGAAUGUGUAGGUGGCUGUAAUGAUCUAUUCUGAUUUUGAGCUGCUUUUCUUUCAUAAUAAAAUGUUUGUAUCU
Messenger RNA from Meriones unguiculatus (Mongolian gerbil), 5243 nucleotides. It is a transcript of the gene Ybey, whose product is annotated as ybeY metalloendoribonuclease. The record is from RefSeq and is a predicted model, not a curated record. The coding region runs from base 20 to 811 and encodes 263 amino acids. Gene Ontology annotation, biological process: rRNA processing. The transcript has 5 exons. NCBI's taxonomy places the organism in Eukaryota, Metazoa, Chordata, Mammalia, Rodentia, Muridae. Gene Ontology annotation, molecular function: metalloendopeptidase activity.